Molecule: messenger RNA, 1359 nt
Organism: Linepithema humile (Argentine ant)
Lineage: Eukaryota; Metazoa; Arthropoda; Insecta; Hymenoptera; Formicidae
Gene: Phb2
Product: prohibitin 2
Biological process (GO): mitochondrion organization
Cellular component (GO): mitochondrion; membrane
Source: RefSeq, a predicted model, not a curated record
AUACACCGUGAUCUUGCUUCUGAUUUUUUAUAAUUUUAACUUUUUCGCCGGUUGUCUUAUGCUGAUUGAUUUUUCGGUUUGAUUUCGCGAAAUGGCGCAAAACAAGUUCAGUGAGAUGGCCUCACGUUUUGGCAAGGGCACGAACGGCGUACCAACGGGCCUAAAAGUUCUCACCGCCGUCGGUCUUGCGGCAUACGGUGCUUCUAAAUCCAUGUAUACAGUGGAAGCUGGACACAGAGCAAUCAUAUUUUCUCGAUUAGGAGGCAUUCAAAAAGAUAUCAUGACCGAAGGUCUGCAUUUCCGUAUUCCAUGGUUUCACUAUCCAAUAAUUUACGAUAUUAGAAGCAGACCUAGGAAGAUCUCUUCACCUACGGGAUCUAAAGAUUUACAAAUGGUCAACAUCUCGCUACGUGUUCUGUCACGUCCUGAUGCAAGCACAUUGCCAAUUAUGUAUCGGCAGUUAGGUCUUGAUUAUGACGAAAAGGUAUUGCCAAGCAUAUGCAAUGAAGUAUUAAAGUCAGUCGUUGCCAAAUUCAACGCCUCGCAGCUGAUCACACAGAGACAGCAGGUAUCCAACAUGGUGCGCAAAGAAUUGACAGAACGUGCUCGGGACUUCAAUAUCGUUCUGGAUGAUGUUUCCAUAACAGAGCUUAGUUUUGGCAAGGAAUAUACUGCUGCGGUUGAGGCCAAACAGGUGGCCCAGCAAGAGGCCCAACGAGCUGCCUUUGUGGUGGAAAGAGCCAAACAAGAACGACAACAAAAAAUUGUGCAAGCUGAAGGAGAGGCAGAAGCAGCAAAAAUGCUUGGUUUAGCUGUCAGUCAGAAUCCUGGAUACUUGAAGCUGCGUAAAAUACGAGCUGCACAGGCCAUUUCACGUACGAUCGCCAACUCCCAAAACAGAGUGUUCCUCAGCGGUAGUAGCUUGAUGCUGAACAUACAAGAUCCUACCUUUGACGAGGGUUCUGACAAGCUGAAAAGUCACGAAGGAGUGAGCUGGAAGAGCUGGGAUGAGGCGGCCGACUAUGCUCUCCAGAAACUGAAUACUCAGCGGGCAUUACCAAGCGCUGAAAGGCUCGCCAUCGAGACCCGAUCACACGGAACACGAGUCCCCUCCGCCAUCCCGUCACGUCUACUGGAAUCGGCCGACAAUGGCGCUAAACUAAUAGUACCAUGACGAUAAACGAAAAUUUUGCGACGCGAGCGAGUGUCUCGUCCCAACAAAAUCCCCUUCUCUCUCUCUCUCCCCCUUUUUUUAUUCUUCUCUGUUAUUUUGUCCAAAGGUAUAAUCUUGCACACUUGACCUUUUGUGUACGUUUAAUUGAUGGCUACUGAUGAUGGAAUAAAAAUAUAAUACGAUCA